AUGACCCCUCAGCUGAGGUUAAGCGAGGGUGGUGCGGGCUCCAUGAUGUGGCGCCAGGCUCCAGCCAAGAAAAGCAAGACUUCAGCUUCACAAGCCUUGGUAUACCUGGGCCUGAGGGUCCACGAGGAAUACCUGGUCCACAAGGAAUACCUGGUCCGCAAGGAUGGCAUGGAUGGCAAGGUCCUCAAGGAAUCCGCGGUCCUCAAGGACUGCGUGGGUGGCAAGGUUUGCGUGGUCCUCCAGGCAUUUCUGGAAGAGACGGGGUGGAUGGAGUACCAGGAGCGCAAGGCAGACGUGGACCUCGAGGAGGGAGAGGUAGGCGAGGUCGGAGAGGCGCACAGGGUGAAAGGGGGGUACCGGGCGAGCGAGGGCUGCAGGGUCAGAAUGGAGACACGGGGGAGAGAGGACCAACGGGCGGUAGAGGGCCGCCGGGCGAAAGAGGACCAGAAGGCAUAA
This is a messenger RNA of Diaporthe citri, 456 nucleotides long. RefSeq lists its product as uncharacterized. The transcript is spliced from 3 exons. The record is from RefSeq and is a predicted model, not a curated record. Lineage: Eukaryota; Fungi; Ascomycota; Sordariomycetes; Diaporthales; Diaporthaceae. Bases 1 to 456 code for a protein of 151 amino acids.